CAUGCCACCGCCAUCUCCCGUUAGAAAACAGGAAGAACGAAAAAGAAAAAUCUCCUGAUUUUUCAGAUUUCUCGAUCUCAACACAGAUCGAAAGAUCUGAACUGUCCAUCAUGAAUAUUUUCAGAUUAGCAGGGGACAUGACCCAUCUGAUGAGCGUCAUCGUCCUCCUCCUCAAGAUCCACACCAUCAAAUCCUGCGCUGGCGUUUCUUUGAAGACCCAAGAACUGUACGCUCUUGUUUUUGCAAGUCGUUACCUGGAUAUUUUUACUGAUUUUAUCUCACUGUACAAUUCCGUCAUGAAGUUGAUUUUCCUGGGGAGCUCAUUUUCAAUUGUAUGGUACAUGAGACACCACAAGAUUGUCCGCAGAUCUUAUGAUAGGGAACAAGACACAUUCCGCCAUCUGUUUCUCAUAUUACCAUGCCUACUUUUGGCCUUAUUUAUUAAUGAGAAGUUCACUUUUAAAGAGGUAAUGUGGGCAUUUUCCUUGUAUUUGGAAGCUGUUGCAAUACUUCCUCAGCUGGUCUUGUUGCAAAGGACUAGGAAUAUUGACAACUUGACUGGGCAAUAUGUACUCCUCCUUGGUGCGUACCGAUCAUUGUACAUUCUCAACUGGAUUUACCGCUACUUCACCGAGCCACACUACAGUCAUUGGAUAACGUGGAUAUCUGGGCUUGUGCAGACAUUGCUGUAUGCUGAUUUCUUCUAUUAUUACUUCAACAGCUGGAAAAACAACGUGAAGCUCCAGCUACCAGCUUGAGGCAAUGGAUCAACUAAUCUUGAGACUUGCAGAUCAAGGACCCAAUGCCACAUACAACAACAUAUACGCGUUCCAUUUGGAUGUAUUUUUACAGGGACUGUUGGA
Magnolia sinica is the source of this 863-nucleotide messenger RNA. Its product is annotated as ER lumen protein-retaining receptor-like. The transcript has 6 exons. The record is from RefSeq and is a predicted model, not a curated record. NCBI's taxonomy places the organism in Eukaryota, Viridiplantae, Streptophyta, Magnoliopsida, Magnoliales, Magnoliaceae. Bases 111 to 758 code for a protein of 215 amino acids. Gene Ontology annotation, cellular component: endoplasmic reticulum; cis-Golgi network; membrane. Gene Ontology annotation, molecular function: ER lumen protein retrieval receptor activity. Gene Ontology annotation, biological process: endoplasmic reticulum to Golgi vesicle-mediated transport; protein retention in ER lumen.